Molecule: messenger RNA, 1992 nt
Organism: Danio aesculapii
Lineage: Eukaryota; Metazoa; Chordata; Actinopteri; Cypriniformes; Danionidae
Gene: gpr101
Product: G protein-coupled receptor 101
Exons: 2
Coding region: 403-1716 (437 amino acids)
Biological process (GO): G protein-coupled receptor signaling pathway
Cellular component (GO): membrane
Molecular function (GO): G protein-coupled receptor activity
Source: RefSeq, a predicted model, not a curated record
CACUCUCCUGUAUCCGCGCCAGCGCAUGUUCACACGCGGGUUACAAAACCCACUGCGUUUUUAUUAAACAAUAUCUGCCCUGACGCGACGAGCGAGCGCCUGAUUGAUGAUUCUCCAUCUCUGAAUGAAGUCCUGCUCGCAGAGAGCUGAGGACGCGACUGCCAUUGAUGACACCGAGGAGACUAAAAUGGGAGAACAUCACAGGAGCGCUGUCAGUGAAGAGAGACACACAAAGGCGACUGACAACCGACAGCCAUUCGAGAGGAGACGAACGGAGGCUUGGUCUUCAAUGAUCGUUCGCACGGUGUGAAGAGUGGCAAAACAGUCGUCAGCCUUUCUGGAUGGUGUUGGCGAUAUCUGAAAGGCUCCUAAUGCGCUAUCUCCCACCUUGUCUCUGUCACCAUGCCCACCUUUCCACCUCUGGGCAGUAAUUCCAGCACAGUGCCCUGGGACCCCGGGGCAGCCCUGUCGCCCUCUCUGGUGAACAGCACAGUGAAGAUGGUGCUCAUAUCUGCGAUCGUCUGCACAUCGCUUUUUGGAAACAUUGUGGUGCUGCUGGUGUUCCAGCGCAAACCACAGCUUCUCCAUGUUGCUAACCGAUUCGUGCUCAACUUGCUCCUUGCUGACCUGCUGCAGACGGUGCUGGUCAUGCCCUUCGCCAUUGCUGCCACUGUGCCAGAAGUCUGGCCACUGGACGCUCGGCUUUGCCAGGCACUGGUGGUGCUCAUGCAUCUCUUCGCAUUCGCUGGCGUCAAUACCAUCAUCGUGGUGUCCAUAGAUCGCUACCUGGCCAUCAUCCACCCACUGUCCUAUCCAACCCGAAUGACACCGCACCUGGGCACCAACUUAAUCGCUCUCACCUGGCUCGUAAGUGUACUUCAAAGCACUCCGCCACUGUAUGGAUGGGGAACCAUUGACUUUGACCGUCGCCACAAUGCCUGCACUGUUGUAUGGUCCUCGAGUUACUCGUAUUCUGCCCUGGUGUCUGCGCUUUCCUUCUGGCUGCCUGUGGUGAUCAUGCUUUGCUGCUAUUGGAUGGUUUUCAGAGCGGCGAGACGACAGAACGCACUGGUUCACCCCAUCCAAUCCAACCCCCCUCUGGAUUCCCAAGCAUCUUGUUCCAGCCCCCAACGGCAGCAGCAAUCGCAGCAAGAGACCUUUUCUGCAACUUAUCCCAUCAGGACUCGGCAGAGACGCUUCCAAUAUCACUGUAAGGCGGCGCGGGUGGUGUUUGUGAUCAUGGCGUCCUACGUCCUCAGCAUGGGCCCGUACAGUGUCUUGAGCACCAUAUCCAUUUACUCCAGUGCAGCAGUGCCACCCUGGUUGGCUUCAACAGCACUUAUUCUCUUCUUUCUGCAAUGCUGCUUACACCCCUACAUCUACGGCUACAUGCACCGCAGUGUUCGCAAGGAGUUCCUGGCGCUGCUGUGCGGCCCUUUCUGCGGGCAAGGCCGGAUCAGUCAAGGCUCCGCUGUGGACAGUUGCUUCACAGUGACAGAUGGGCGGCUGGCACACAACAACCUUUCAAACCAGGCUGCCCGUGCGUGUCCUCUCCGCACCUGGGAAGAAGGCACCACAUCUUCUUCUCCUACAGAAAGGAGGUCUAAAGACAGCCGUAAGGAGACCACCUCCAUCAGUCUGAGCUCGGAGAAGGAGCUCACUGUACACAGCACCGCCAACAAGCAGCCCGAGGAAACUUCUACAGGCAAAUUCUGAGCGAGUGUCGAGGUAUAUACAGCUUUUUAAUUUCUGCUUUGGGCACACACUCCUAAAAACAAAGGUUCUAAAUGCGUGGUUUGCAACAGUGCCACAAAAACAUUUUUGGUUCCAGAAAGAACCGGGAAUAAGCCUUAAAGCAAUUUUUCUUAGUGUGAAAGAUUUUUAGUUAUUUAAAGAACUUUUUGUACAGUGGAAAGUGCAUCGUUGAUGUAAAAGGUUUUUCAUGGCACCACUAAUGCUAAUAAAGAAACUUUAUUUUUAGGAGUGCGAUUU